Molecule: messenger RNA, 984 nt
Organism: Funneliformis geosporum
Lineage: Eukaryota; Fungi; Glomeromycota; Glomeromycetes; Glomerales; Glomeraceae
Source: the annotation of a GenBank genome assembly
AUGAAAAAGUUUAUACCAGAAGUAAAAGAAGUUAAAUAUAUUGAAAAUAAAGAUCAACAACAAGCAGUUGAAGAACAACAAAAAAUCGAAGAUAGUCAUUGUCCACCCAAGUGCCAUGCUCAUCCUACGGCUUUUAUUCGUGCUCCUGGAACGGAUAAUAAUUCUUUAUAUACACAUAUUUAUGUGGGAGUAAGAAUUGGUCGCCAAUUAAAUGGAAAUAAUAACUACGAGCCAGUUAUGCCAACCGCCUAUCGUUGUGCUCAUCAAGAUUGUCCUAGCAUUAGCAAGUCGCCAAUUACCAAAACCGAAGUUGCUUUUGGUAAAAUUUAUGGCUUUCAAAAACAAAAAAACGAAUUGGUUCAAAUGCUUAGUGCUCAAAACUACCUUGAUUCCCAAAUUGAGAUAGCGAAAGUAUUAGGUAAAGAAUUUUACUUAAUUCCUUUAUCAGGCAAAAGCGAAGCUAAUUACUUAACUGGAGAUAGUUCUAUUUAUCGAGCCUCUAAUCAUGGUCAAAUAAUUCAAGCAUUUCUUUCAACCAGAAGUGCUAACCCGCUAAUUCUUUUAGAUGAAGUAGAUAAAAUGGGCAAGGGAGACUCAGGCGGAAGAGGACCAAUUCGUCAUGCACUUCUCGAAAUCCUUGAUCCUCUUCAAAAUAAACAAUUCAAAGACCAAUAUUUAGAUGCUGAAAUAGAUUUGUCCCAAAUUACUUUUGUUUUGACUGCUAAUAGCGCCGAUGAUUUAGACCCCGCUUUAAAAUCUCGAAUAGAAAUUAUUGAACUAGAAGGGUAUUCUCCCCAAGAUAAAAAACAUAUUGCUAAACUAAUUUUGGAAGAACUUUUUGAAAAAGUAAACUAUCUAAAUUAUAAAUAUUUAGAAAUCUCCGAUGCUGCUUGGGAAAAACUUAUUUCUCUCACUCAUGAAGAAGGAGUAAGGCAAAUAAAACAAGGGAUUAAUAAAAUUCUAAUUUAUUGUUAUGACAAAUGA